Myotis daubentonii (Daubenton's bat) is the source of this 1475-nucleotide messenger RNA. It is a transcript of the gene MCIDAS, whose product is annotated as multiciliate differentiation and DNA synthesis associated cell cycle protein. NCBI's taxonomy places the organism in Eukaryota, Metazoa, Chordata, Mammalia, Chiroptera, Vespertilionidae. Gene Ontology annotation, biological process: negative regulation of cell cycle; negative regulation of DNA replication. Gene Ontology annotation, cellular component: nucleus. The record is from RefSeq and is a predicted model, not a curated record.
AUGCAGGCGCGCGAGGGAGCCGCGGCGGGGCGCCGGGCCUUCGGCAGCAUCUGCCCCAACCGGAUGCAGGAGCUGCGCGGCCGGGCCCUCGCCAAGCCCGGGCGGCCGGAGAGGAAGCUCGUCCCUCCGCGGCAGUUCUUCCCCGGCGGCGGCGGCGGCUGCCCGGUGCCGGUGUACGAGGACCCCCCGGGCGCCGAGCCCGCGGCGCUGCCCGCCUUCACCACCAUCGACCUGCAGGACCUCGCCGACUGCUCGUUCCUGGGGCCCGACGCGCCGCCUGCCGGGGACUCGGCCGCCUCGCAGAGCCAUGGCCCGCAGGCGGCGGACUGGGACCUGCGGGACUUCAGGGCGACGGUGGACGAGCUCAUCGCAGGCUCGGCCCCCUGGAUGUCGCCUCCCCCAGCCAGCGGAGACCUCCCCUGCUCUCCGGGCGACUCUCUGCCCUUCGGGCCCUGCCUCUCGCCCCCGCCGGACCCGCGGGCCCUGCCGCCACCCCCGCCUCGCCCUGGGGACGCGCCCCCGGCGGCGGAGCAGUACUGGCGGGAGCUGGCCGACCAGAACCAGCGGGCGCUGGGGGACGCGCUGGUGGAGAACAACCAACUGCACGCGACGCUGACCCAGAAGCAGGAGGAGAUCGCGUCGCUCCGGGAGCGCAACGUGCGGCUGAAGGAACUUGCCCGUCGGACCCGGCACCUGGCGUCGGUGCUGGACAAGCUGAUGAUCACGCAGGCCCCGGAGGGCGGGGAGCCCUGCCUGCCCAAGGCCGCAGCCAAGAGGAGCCUGGAGGAGCUGCUGGGCGCCGCGGGGCCGGACUGCGCGCACGUGGACGCCCUCCUGCGGGACCUUUCCGAGCGCUGCGAGGAAGCUCUGCGCAGCCGCGACCCCAAGCGCCUCCGCCUGCAGCCGGAGCCCGGGGGCCUGGCCUGCCGGCCCGGGCUCCUGCACGGUGCCUUCCGGGGGCUGCGCACCGACUGCAGCCCGAAUGCGCCCGACUUGAGCCGGGGGGAGCUGGAGGAGGGCGGCUCCUUCUGCACCCCCAUCCGCAGCCACGGCACCAUCCGCACCCUGUCUUUCCCCCAGGGCAACGCCUUCACCAUCCGGACGGCCAGCGGGGGCUACAAAUUCCGCUGGGUCCCCAGCUGAGCCUCCAGCUGAGCCUCGUUCCGCAGGAGCGGGUCCCCGACGGGGGCGCUGCAGAAUUCUGGUGCAGAUGCUCUAGUCCCGCCCCUUCCACAGCGAGUCGCGUGCGUGGAUGUGCGACCAUGAACACGCGCGCAGCAGCCGAGCAGCUUCAGCCGGUGCCACUGUGCGGUUUAGAGCCGGAGGGGCCUCGCCACGUGGCUGUUUUCUAAUGAGAAGGUGCCCUGGCUUCGUGAGGAAGAGGAGGCUCCGAGGGGAAGUCAUUUCAUCAGGAAACACGGGACGGAGCGCCGGCCAGGCCGGUCCCGCGGACGCAGCCCCCGGCCUGGGGCUCU